GCGUUUGUUUUGUUGUUGUUCGUUGUUCUGUUAUUUGUAAUUUGAUUGAGUUUCAUUUAAUUAUUUCAUUCUCAUUGUGAUUGUGAACUGUGAAUCUAAACCAGACCGGCUAAGAAACUAAAUAAAUCUAUCUUAGAUGUUGAUUUUUAUUUUUAAUAAAUUCGUACAUGAUCAUUUGUGCAUUGUUAAGAAAAACUUGAACAUUCAAAAAGAUCCCUAGAAAAUCCGGACUUGACCGAACCGGCUGAUGGUCCCAAAGUUUUCCUUAUUUUUAAUAUAAGGGAUAAGUUUACUCAACUAGACCUUACUAAGUUAGGCCUAUGGAUCCAAACAUGGUAACAGUGGGUACUAUGGAUAGCUCAAAGUGUCUUGAUCCAGAGACUCAUCCGUUCUGUGUGCCUCAACGAGGUGUGACUUCCAUUGACGCAAUGGAGAUCUGGCUUAAAUCUGAAGCAUACCUCGAAUAUAUAGGAUUCAUUACGGCAAUGAACAGAGAAGUAAAGGGAAAACCGUUAUCAGUGUCCUGCCCAGAGUCAGAAGUUACCGCAGGGGUUCUCUCAUUACUAGAGAAACUAGACGUUUGGAUUACAGAGACACCUCCUAUCCAACAGCCUCAGCGGUUCGGCAACAAAGCCUUCAAGACUUGGUACACCAAAGUGAAGGAGAAUGCCCUGGAACUCCUACAAGAAGUGUUGCCUGCUAAAUUCCACCGUGCAGUGCCAGAAGUCAAAGAAUACUUCACAGAAAGUUUUGGUAACUCUACCAGAAUAGACUACGGCACUGGCCAUGAGAUGAGCUUCUGUAUGUUUCUGUGUUGUCUAUACAAGAUUGGGGCAUUCGUAGCUGCGGAUAAUCUGGCUGUAGUCUGUAAAGUCUUCAACAGAUACAUGAUUCUUGUCCGUCGUCUGCAGACCGUAUACAAGAUGGAGCCAGCUGGCAGUAGAGGUGUGUGGGCGUUAGAUGAUUACCAGUUCAUUCCCUUCAUCUGGGGUAGUUCUCAGCUCAUGGACCACCCGAGAAUAGAACCUCGAUCCUUUACCCAGCCUGACAUUGUCGAUGCUUUUGCAAAGGACUACAUGUUUCUUGGCUGCAUCAAGUACAUUAAUGAGGUAAAAACAGGUCCAUUUGCAGAACAUUCCAACCAACUUUGGAACAUCAGCGGAGUUGGAUACUGGGGCAAAGUCAACGAGGGUCUGAUCAAAAUGUACAAAGCUGAGGUUCUGGCCAAAUUCCCAGUGAUACAACAUGUGCUGUUCGGCAGUCUGCUCCCCUUAGUAGUCGCGCCUGUGCCUCAGACCACUGUAGGCAAGAGACCCCCGGGGCAAUUGAGCAGGGAGAGUCUAACCCGACCACCCGUGGGGGGCUUUGGCAAACCCACUGGAACAUCCAACACCUCAAUACUAUCUACCACCUCCUGUAGUUCACCUCCCUCUCAGGCUCCAGACAAGCCCACGUAGUUCCGUACUCUUAUAAUGUAUUGAUUUACCGUUUUAUUUAUUUAUUAUUUAUAUAGAUUGUAAAAAAGUUAUGUGGUGCAUAAACAUGCAUUGUAAAGUGUUGUAAUUGUAAAUAAAAACGUUAUUUUAAGAGUUA
Molecule: messenger RNA, 1593 nt
Organism: Macrosteles quadrilineatus (aster leafhopper)
Lineage: Eukaryota; Metazoa; Arthropoda; Insecta; Hemiptera; Cicadellidae
Gene: Ptpa
Product: serine/threonine-protein phosphatase 2A activator
Exons: 8
Coding region: 321-1457 (378 amino acids)
Biological process (GO): mitotic spindle organization
Cellular component (GO): nucleus; protein phosphatase type 2A complex; cytoplasm
Molecular function (GO): peptidyl-prolyl cis-trans isomerase activity; protein tyrosine phosphatase activator activity
Source: RefSeq, a predicted model, not a curated record